This is a messenger RNA of Effrenium voratum, 1374 nucleotides long. The record is from the annotation of a GenBank genome assembly. Lineage: Eukaryota; Dinophyceae; Suessiales; Symbiodiniaceae.
AUGCGUAUCCUCAAAGCCCUCGUUCUGAUUGUGGCAGUGCUCGUGGCCGGAGGGUUCGGCUAUCUGUUUUUCGCGCCGCCCGACCUCAUUCGCGUCGGCGCCAACUAUGCGGCCAAGAUCGUCUGUUCGAACGUCUUCCUCGCCGGCCGCGAUGCGCAGGAGGUGCUGACCGUCGAUGUGCAGGCGCCCGGCCAUCCGCUGCUGAGGCUGAUGCGCGUCGAUGUGGACGAAGAGGCUGGCACCGUGCGCACCGGCCUGUUCGGGCUGAUCGGCGGCGGGUUGGCGGUGCGCCGGCCGGGGCAGGGCUGUUCGUCGGUGCCCGAGGGCGGCGUGGAUCGCCUGAUCGAACGGCCGGCACCCAAUCGCACGGCGCUCGCCACCGGUUCGAUGUGGCCAGCCGGCAGCCAGGUGGAAUUGCCGGUGAACGAGGCACUCGAUGCCGUUCUUAACGAUCCGGCGCUGACGGGCCCGGGCAUGCGGGCGAUCGUGAUCGUCAAGGGCGGUGCGAUCAUCGGCGAGCGAUAUGCGGACGGGUUCGCACCCGACACGCCGCUUCUGGGCUGGUCGGCUUCAAAAACCGUGACCGGCGCGCUGAUCGGCCGGGCGAUCCGCGAGGGACGGCUGGACCUGGAACAGACCGCCAGCUUCGAGGGCUGGGACGGUGACGGCCGCGCCGAUAUCACGCUGCGGGACAUGAUGGGCAUGGCGCCGGACCUUGAAUGGAACGAAGGCUACGGAUCGGUCUCCGACGUCACGCGCAUGCUCUAUCUGGAGCGCGACAUGGCCGGCUUCGUCGCCGGCCAGCCGCGCGACGAUGAUUCGCCCGAAGGUGUCGGCGAUGUCUUCGAGUAUUCCUCCGGCACCACCGUGCUUCUGUCGCGCCUGUGGCAGGAUAGUUUCGACGAUCCGGCCGAAGCGGUCUUUUGGCCCUAUGCGGCGCUGUUCGACCCGCUCGGCAUGACGAGCGCGGUGAUGGAAAUGGACGCAUCGGGCACAUUCGUCGGCUCGUCCUACAUCUAUGCGACCGCGCGCGACUGGGCGCGUUUCGGCCAGUUCAUGCUGCAGCGCGGCGUCUGGAACGGACGGUCGCUGCUGCCGGUCGGCUUUGUCGACUGGAUGGUGACAGCGCAUCCGGCGUCCGAUGGCGUCUAUGGAAACGGGCAGGUGUGGCUUCGCGCUGCCAAUGCCUGGAUGGAGGGCGACAAUCCGAACCUGCCCGGCGACGGCUUUUUCAUGAACGGCCAUGACGGCCAAUCCGUGUCGGUCAUUCCGUCCGAGGAUCUGGUCGUCGUCCGGCUGGGGCUGACGCCGACCGAUCAGCGCUACAAGGUCGCCUAUCUGAUCGAGGCGGUGAUCGGCGCGCUGGACCCCUAG